GUUCUGUGGCCCGAGCGGUCGGGGCUGCAGGCUGGCCCUCAUGGCGGGCGGGGGCUCCGUCCUCAGCAGGGAACUGCCGGGUGGGCAGAGACCCCUCCGUGACCUCGGGAGGAAUAGCUGGAGCCGUCCAAACACCCUGAAAUUCCUCCUUGGGCACCGCCUUCGCAGCAGCGGCCUGCUCUUCCUUCUCCGUCUGUCUCCUCAGCAUCUCUGUGGAAACGGAGAUCGAGCUGACCUCCGAGGGCUGUUCCUGGGAGACGGUCCGCGCACGCGCGGAACUUCCGGGACCGGCGUCCACCACUCCAGACCCACCAAGCGAGCUGCCUUGUUGUUGCUUGCGGACUAUGGCAGUGUCCUCGUGGCGCAGAGGAGAGUCUGGGUCCCACGGGGCGGCAGUGAGCAGGUUCACAUAAGACGCCUCUGUGAGAGGCUGGUGGUCAGCCCUGGGAUCAGUAGCCACCAGAAGUCUCGGCUCCGGGAGGAAGGCUGCCUGGAUCUGCUCAGCGAAGGUUCCAGGAACGAAGCGGCCAGCGGUAGGAGUGGCCUCAGGGGCAGCAGCGAAGUUCAGCACAGCUCACUGGCCGGUGUUCCUGGAAGAUGUGACGCUGGCCUCGGCCAGGUAGCACGAGCUGCCAGAAGCCGCUCCUCUGUCCUCGUCAGAUUUACGUGGCACUUUGGAAAAACCAAUAGGUUGGAAUGGAAGUGAUAAAUGUCAUAUCUGUGGGGAAAUAUGUCAGUUGACAAUGAAAGACCCACCAGCACUUUCCUUGCAAUCGUGA
Molecule: messenger RNA, 779 nt
Organism: Vicugna pacos (alpaca)
Lineage: Eukaryota; Metazoa; Chordata; Mammalia; Artiodactyla; Camelidae
Source: RefSeq, a predicted model, not a curated record